AAUUACAUUAUGUUUUUGAGCACACAAAGAAGUGGUUACGAAUGAAAAAUAAUCGAUGGUAGUGAUUGAUUUAUCCAUUGACUGUAAAUAUACCGGCGCCCAUAUACCGGUGUUACACUAUUGCACCGUGUGUACAUUACCUCUAAAAUCAUGGAUUAACAAAAUAAUAGACGCAUGAUUAUCUUUUCAUUUUAUCAGAAAGACACUUUAAAAUCAGACAGGCACUUUUGAACACCGAAAUGGAAAAUCGUCGUGAAUAAGAAAGAUACUUAAAGAUCAAAUAUAGCUGUGGGAAUUUAUAACAUUACAGGAUAUUUAAAUCGGUUAUUAUUUGAAAUAUAUCACAGGCAACAUGGUUUAUCGAACGAAAUAAAACUCUGAAAAUGGUACAAGAAAGACAGAGGAUGGAAGCGUUGAUUGGUCACGUUAUCAACGAUGCUCCACACGAGAGUUUGCGAGAACUAAACAGGAACAUUGACAUUGUUGAUGACGAUAUAACAAUAGAUUGUACAACGCUUACCAAUCACUGUGUCUGCGCAGAAAAUUUCGAAUACUUCCGGAAACCAGAACACAUGCUUCAAUGUCUGCGGAAACAGAAAUGUUUUCAUUGUCAAAGAUAUCGCUGCAUGGACAAGAAACAUGAAGUUAUCACAGCGUCUACAAAGUUGAUACUUAUAUCGGCUGCAAUGGGGAGCUUUGAGCUUUUUUGCUUUUUACAUAGGCAUGGCUGUUGCCUAGAAACAAAGUCGGGAAUAUUUGAACUUCGACCUUUGCAUCUUGCCAUUGCAAAUGGACAUUUUAAAAUAUUUCGGUAUCUCAUAGCCCAGCAAGUUGAUAUAAACGCAACUAUUCGUUCACAAGGAACUUCAUACUCACCUUUAAUGCUAGCGGUAAUGUAUGGCCGCGAGGACAUGGUGCGAGAUCUGCUCACGUGCAGCGGAAUUAAUCUAAGGUAUAGGAAUUCCUUGCUGCAGUCUCCUGUCUUGUUUGCGGUACAGAACAAUAAUUUAGAUCUUGUUAAUAUAUUGCUGAGCGCGGAGGAGCUUCUACAGGACAAUCGCCUCAGUAGUAAUGUUUCACAGCAGAAAAAGAUACGUAAUAUGCACCACCCUUGUGCCAUGUUGGAGGCUCUCAAAAAGGAUAAUAUAACUGUCUUGAAGACUCUUCUUGAAAAUGGAUGCCAAGUAGACUUCGUGUUCAAUGGCUAUCAUACGCAGACGACAGCUUUAGUUUUGGCGGCAAUUUGCAACUCUCACAAAUGCAUGGAUCUUCUUAUAGACCAUGGUGCUGAUACUGAUGUAUCAGUGAAUGGUUUUACAGCAUUAGAUUGGUCAGAACAUUUGGGCUGGACUGAAUGUAUAAAAGCUUUGCAAGGUGCUAAAUUUAGAAAUCUAUUAAAAGGUUUAGAUAGUGACAACGAUUUAAGCAGUUCAGACGCGUCACAUGACCUUGGUCGUCAUGACGAUGACACAGAUAUUAGUGACAAUGUUGAACUUGAUGCAGAUAGCGAUGGAGAUAAUAUUGAAGUUGAUGGAAAUGAGUGCGGAGUUUCUGAAAAAAGAUAUCCUCUUUUUGAAAUAUGGAGCUUUAUUCAAUGGAUAGAUGUUAGUGAGGCCAUAAAAAGACUUAUUGCAAAAGGUAAUGACGUCAAUACACGGGAUAGGUACGGCCGUACAUGUUUGCAUGUGGCUGUUGAGGAACAAAAUGUGAGUGGGGUGAGGAAUUUACUACAACUUGGUGCUGACACGGAAUUACGUGACAUCUGUGACGCUACGCCAUUAUGGCACGCGGUAUAUUGGAAUAAGGAAAGCAUGAUAAAAGAACUUGUGUUCGCAAACGUGACACUUGAAUGUAAUGCGCGUGAAGAUGCUUAUCGUAUUGGACUGCCAUGGGUUGACAUUCCAGACCAAGAUGAUACAAACUUGGCGUAUAGAUCAACGCUUUAUGUUGCUGUUAAGAAAAACUUCUCACAAACUGUUCGACUGUUUCUUGAAGCAGGCUAUCAAACAGACGAAGAAAACAUUGAAGAAUUACUAUUAAUAGCUAAACCGGAAGUUAAAGAAAUGUUACUUGAGUAUACUAGUCAACCAUGUUCUUUGUUCAAUACAACAAGAAACUAUUUACGGCGCAAGUACAAGAAAAAAAUUCACGCGCUUCUAAGUGAUAUGGAUCUACCACUCCGUGUUAAAGAUUAUCUUCUACUAAGAGACAUUGUCGAUCUCAAAAUUGAGCCAGAUCUAUCUACUGUUGACUCAGGCUGAACUGAAACUUAUACAAUAUUUUCAUAUUUUCAGAAUACCAUUUUUUUUAUCUAGAAUGAAACAGAAUAUUUUUAUCUAAUCAGAUAUGUGCUAAAUAUAACAGCAUCCGGGUAUAGACAUCAUGAAAUCAAAAUCAAAUGAAAUAUAUACUUUCCGAAUUAAACAAGCCCCUUUCUUCUCUAUCUUUUCCGGAAAGCUUAUAUUCUUGUGUUAAGCAAUUUAAAAUUAAGAUUUGUAAAUAAUUUAAUGAUUCUAAUAACAAUGAGACCUGCCUUAAUAAUCAUUUUUUACGUUGUCAUUUUAAUGACAUACAUAAAUGCAUUGUUUUUAUCUCUGUCAUGAUAAAUGGUAAAAUAGCAAACUAUGUUCUUGGAAAGGAAAUAGUAUUGGAAGGUGUACAUUUGUAUUCCGUGCUCUUGAAAAUAGUUUUAUUUAAUCACAUUUAUAAACGUCAGUCGGAGAAGCCAAAGAGAGACUUAGAUCUAUUGCAAAAGGUAAAUACACGCGACGAAAGAAGCAUGUUAUUGAUUUACCACGCCUCUUAGCUCAUUCAAUCGGCGGGUAUUUGCCAAGUCCAAGACAAAGAAAGUUAACUUCUUUGAUCUGUUGAAAUACAUAGUACUAAUGCCAAAAUGAAUCACAUAGACUUUUUUUAUUUAUUGUUUUGUUUGACAUAUUAAAUGAAUAAGAAAGAUAACAUUUAAA
Messenger RNA from Ruditapes philippinarum (Manila clam), 2966 nucleotides. Its product is annotated as serine/threonine-protein phosphatase 6 regulatory ankyrin repeat subunit B-like. The transcript has 5 exons. The record is from RefSeq and is a predicted model, not a curated record. Bases 384 to 2261 code for a protein of 625 amino acids. NCBI's taxonomy places the organism in Eukaryota, Metazoa, Mollusca, Bivalvia, Venerida, Veneridae. Gene Ontology annotation, molecular function: protein binding.